AUGACGCAGAUUCAAGAAGUGCUCCUGAGGGGGAAGUCUGGAAGUGAUACCGCUGAGUAUGAUCCUUCGAAGUCUGUUGUGGAGUUUCCAAAGUUGAAAGAGAAUUCAGCGGAGUCAGGAGCCAUCGACUUUCAGGACUGGCUUUACUUGGUGGAGCAGCAGGUUGGAAGCCUUGCUUCUGGCGCGUCGUCUUGGUGGUCAGGUCUUCUGGCUGCCGCUAUGAAGGCCUAUGGGGUCUAUCAGGCUUCUACUCCAAUCCAGAGGCUGACAGUUAAAGCCGAGUUGCCCCCCGAGUUGGAUGAUCCGAAGUAUCUCAAGCUGGAGAAACGCGUUGCGGCCCUUUUGGUUGCGGCACUGCCCCAAGCCAUGAGAGAUGAGAUGGUUUCCUAUCGGGUGCAACGUGUGCACCAGCAGUUGUUUCGAUUGUUGGUGUGUUACCAGCCUGGUGGCAGCUCAGACAGGGCCUUGGUUUUGGCGCAGUUGGAGCCGAAGGACGGGCCGAAUGAUGUGACAGAGGUUGUUGCUGCUCUUCGGAGGUGGUUUCGAUGGCUUCAGCGUGCUCGUGACCUUCAGCUGUCGUUGCCGGAUCCAUCAGUGCAAAUCAAGGCGCUGUCCUCUAUCGUGAGGAAGAUCUCUGAGAAAAAUCAUGAUCUGCAAUUUAAGAUAGCCUUGGCGAGAACAGAGCUUCGCACCGAGAGCAGGCCCACUCAAGAGACCGCGUUGAAGUUCUUCCAACACUUGUUGGCCGAGGUGGAGCAGCUUGGACAUACUAAGAGCCGGAGCAAUGUGAACAGUACAUCAGCUACCACAGCGAGCUCUACUACCACGGCGGGGGAUGAUGUUCAAGCCAGAGCUCGUGCGGCUCAGGUCCAACCAAAGGGCAGCUCACCUUCGGCCCCCAAGGACGGCAAGGGCGAUGGGAAGGGGUCGUGCAAGUGGUUUGUAUCGGAUCAAGGUUGUAGCCGAGGGAGAUCUUGUCGAUUUCUUCAUGAUUGGUCUCAAGUGGUGAAGUCUGAAAGGUGCCUGGUUUGCGGAAGCAAGAUGCACAAGGUGAAAGAUUGCCCAAGGAGAGAGCUCGAGCCGGCGAAUGAUAGCCCUAGCCCAAAGGGGCUGAACAAGAAGGAGCUUAAAGCCUUGGCUACGGUGUGCUCGGGUGGACCUGCUCCUACCACGGCUACGGCAAAGAGUCCACCUCCUCUACCACCUCCAGCUACGGCACCAAUGUCUGUGGCAGCUAUGGCGGCAGCUGAUCCUCCCAUUCAUCCUGAAGUCUCCAAUGAUUCGCUCAAGGAGGUGUUGGCUGAGACAACCAAGGUGCUAAAGGCUUUGACCUCUACUUCUUCGGGCUCUCUCACCACCGGUGCUCAACCUCCUCCUGCUGUGCAAGACCCUUUGCAAAUGUUGGCUCGGAGAUUGCAGAAGUUCACUUUGAGCAGCCUCGGGGAGAAGAUGGCUCUCCUGGAUUCUGGUGCUAGUCAUGCCUAUCGAAGGGCAGCUGAUCGUGAAGAGCAGGAGCGAGCUCAACCGGUAAGUGUGAAACUUGCCGAGGGCGAGACUACGUUGUUGCAGACAAAAUCUGGAACGCUCUUGGGGGAUGCUUCAGCGGAGACGUUGGUCCCAUUGGGGCAACUUGUCCAAAUUCUUGGGUGCACUGUGCGAUGGUCCAAGAACCGCCUCAUCGUGAAUCAUCCAAUUCAUGGACGGCUGAAAGUUCAAGUUCGGGACUACUGCCCACAGAUGGCCGAGCAUGAGGCGCUCCGCCUUAUUAGCGAGCUCGAGGAGAAGCGGUUGAUGGAGAUGAACCAUACGGUUAAGGCCUUGGAGAUGAGAGUGGCUCAGAGCGAACAUGUUAUGGAGUGGUUCGAGUAUGUUCAGAGCUAUGUCACCACUGGAAAGCGCGUGGAGCUGCUGGGAGCUCUCACUAAGGCCCCGUUCCUCAAGGACGUCUCCUUGGAUACGAUUGCCACGGCAGCAGAGGACAUUCCCCUGCGUGACGUGGAUGGAUGGAAGCUUCUCAAGUCUAUGCCAUGGUCCAGAAGGAAGCGAAGGUCGCUGUAUCGAUCCAACGAUUGGAAUGUGCAUCUUUUCUCUGGACCUUCGAGGCCAACGAGUACGACAUCUACUACUUCCAGGUUGUCUGUUACUGAGGCCUCGGGUGUCAACGUUGAGGUCGAUAUCUUGGAUUCGGCUUUGAUGGAUGUGACCAGGAUGGACGGCGUCUUCAAGGUUCUUCUAUGGGGAGCGGCUCGUGGAAAGAUCAGGACUUUGAUCGGAGGCCCACCGAGAAGAUCUUAUUUGGUCGAUGAUGAUGAAAAGAGGACCAAGGAGGAGCCGCUUGUGAUCAGGAUGUUGGUCUUGGCAAUGGUGGCUAUGGAAGGACGACGCCAGCAUCGCAGCGAUCGGCUGGGUUUUGCUUUGGAGCAUCCGGACAAGGUCGUAGCCCAGGGAAAUGUUUGGUCAAGCUCUUUGUGGAAAGGCUUUUCGGAGGUGUAUGGAAUGGAGGUGGUUCAGUCAGGACGCGGCUCUACGGGAACAAAUAUGUACCUGGAGGCCUUGAACUCUCUAACAUCAACUACCACGACUUCUGGAGUUUGGGCCAGUGAGUAUGCGCAGGCGAUUGGUGAAGCCGUUAAUGCCUGGACGGGUUUUUCAGUGCAUGAGUCGGUGCUUUGCUCUGUAGCUGCAGGUUCACCCCCAAUAUCAUGUAAGAUGACUGCGAAGGAGUGGCAACUACACGUGAGCCGGGACCACAUUCCAUUUCGCAAGGAUUGCAAGCAUUGUGUUCAGUCAGCAGCAGGACGACCUCAUCGCCGCGUGACUCAUAAAUCUGCUUAUGUUCUCUCUGCAGAUGUAGCUGGACCGUUCCGGGUCAAGGGGGUGAAUACCGAGACCAAUCAGCAUCGCUUUAUGCUGGUAUGCGCUUACCAGUUUCCUAAGCUUCCUGGAACCCCAGAUGCUCAGCAUGAGUCUGUUGAUGAUGAUACUGGUGCGGGCGCGGGCCUCGAGGAGUUGCUCUUCGAGGAGGAGGGCGGUGAUGAUAAGCAUGAGAUCAUUGAGGAGAGUGGCGCUGAUAAGCAUGUGAUCAUUGAGAAGGAUGGCGGUGCUCAAGCUGAUGAUGCGAGUGGCCUUAGUCCUGAAGAGGAGGCUGCAAAAGCAUUUGAGCCGCUGGAGUUUGCUGUGGCUUAUUUCGUGCGACCACUCAGAUCCAGAAAAUCCACUGAGGUCCUUCGUGCCUUACAAGAAGUGUAUAUCGAUGUGAAAAUGCUGGGACUACCUGUAAGUCGACUUCAUUCGGACCGUGCGAGAGAAUUUCGCACGCCUGCGGUCUCAGCUUGGGCCGCGUCGAGAGACAUUCUCGUGACAAGGUCCGAAGGUGAUGCGCCAGCGCAGAACGGCACUGCGGAACAAGCGGUGAAAUAUCUGAAGUCUCGAACUCGGAUCUUGCUUGCAUCGGCGCAGGACUCAAGUGGAAGGGACAUCAAAGAAGUGAAGACGUGGUGGCCGAUGGCCGCUGAGACGGCAGCUGUGCGUCAGAGAUCUUUGGUGUUCGGUCUCGAGUCAAAUCCCCCGGCAGGCUUUGGAACCAAGGUUUUCGUGAAAAGAAAGAGAUAUGGUGCUGAGGCUCGUGAUCUUGAUCCUAAGUGGAGCAGCGCGGUCUACUUGGGGCCAGCGAGGGAUGUUCCUGCGGGUCAUGUUGUUCUAACUGACGACAAUCAUCUGUGGAACACCUGCAAUGUCCGACAGCUACCUGAUGUUCCCAUGGAGCCGGAUCCCUCAACCUUGGCAGCUAGAAGGAGAAUCUCCGGAAAAAGGCCGCCAGUCGCACCUAUACCUUUGAAGGCUUUGAGGAGUUCUUCUUUGUCAAAGGGGAAGCAAGAAGAGCGCGAUGAUCUCCUUGUUGAGUCCCUCCCGGUGUCUGAGAUUAAGUCGGUUGCGAAGGUUGAAUAUCUUCCCAAGGGCGAUGUGAUGAAGCCUUUGGCCCAGGUGUCCCAUGAGAAGCAGUGGUAUGCCUUGGAGGACUGCUUCGCAAUUCUUGAGGAUACUCCUUUCAAGAAGCCAUCUAAGACUAGGAACACAGAGGCUUGGGGAGAUCCUGGGCCAGAUGUUUAUGUAACCUUUGGUGCCUACCAGCAUGGCAACUUCACUGGCGUGACCAACGCCACGCGGGACUAUCCGGAGCUGGUGCAGUACCUGACGGCGUUCAUCCGGAGACACUCAGGAGAGAGCGAUCCUUUCACAAGCGUGGUUGUGGCCAGAAAUUUGGAAACUGGGCUGCACCGCGAUCGCUAUAACGUGAAUGGCAUGAGGAACAUAGUCAUUUCGUGCGGAGCCUAUGAGCAGGGUGGAUUGUGGGUCGAAGGAUUCCAUGAUGGCUUGGAGUCAAUGUCCUUGACCCUUCCCGAUGGGCAGAAAGUUGACGGCUCUGUUGUGCCUACUGAAAAUCAGGUGGUGAAGUUCAAUCCGAGGCGACUCCACAAGAGUCUCCCAUGGAAGGGCACGAAGUGGACCAUCAUUGCCUAUGUGAAUCGUGGAUUUGCUCGUCUACCAGAAGCAAAGGUGCAAGAGCUGCGGGAUUGCGGCUUCCUUGUUCCUCGGUGUGAAGAAACUACGUUGAGCCAGCUACGCCUUCAGGAGGAGCAUGUGGAGUUUGAUUAUUGCGAGACCUCUGAUGAGGAGGAGCAUUUCGUGCAAAGCGUGGCUGCAGAAUCGAGUCUUGUUAACGUGAGGAAGCUCCUUGAUGAAGAGGAGAAGAUAGAGUCCAUUGGUCCUGGCAUCUUAGACCAGGAGGAGCGGGACGCAAUCGCCCGCGUGAAUGUCAAGGCGAUGCAUCUCUGUGAAGCACUAGAGGCAGCUGAGGCCAAUCGAUGUGACGAUGCAGGUGAUCUGGACAGUCUUAAAUGGUUCCGGUUGUGUCGGCUUGUUGAAAGUGGAGAACAACAUGGAGUUGAAGAGCUGUUGAGAAAUCUGAAUGCUCCCUUGCAGGUUGUGUACACUCUGACGCUUGGGGAGGUCCGGGAGAAUGUUACGGCUUGGAAAAAGGCGAUUUGGAAGGAGGUUCAGGCGUUGAUCAAUUGUGGGGCCUUGGUUAAGCUGGACGCGGCCGAAGAAGACCGCCUUCAGCGCGAGGGCAAGCUAGUGAUCUUACCGGCCAAGGGCGUCUUUACUGUCAAGCCCCCCGACCUUCAAGCAGCUGCGGAGGCAAUCCAGUCAAAGCCGCAGGACCAGCUAGAGUUCCCAGACGGUGUCCAGUCAGCAAAGAGCUCUCAUAGGUCGGGUUCGAUUCCAGUUGAUGCCCUAUACAAGCGUAAAGCAAGACUGGUCAUUUGUGGCAAUUUCGAGAAGAAUAUCAGUGAGGAGUUGUAUGCCGGAGGUUGCCAAACGGAAUCCCUGAGGAUUAUGGUUUCCCACGCUUCAUCCAAGCCAUUAUGGGACGCAGCGGUGACAGACAUUCGGAACGCCUUUGUGUUAGCUCCGAUGUGCACUGAUGCUACGUAUGGGCUGCGGUUUCCGAAAGUGUUUCUUCUCGCUUUGGGUCCAGAAUGGGAUUGGCUUUACCGUGUAGAUCGGGCCCUUUACGGCUUCAGACGCUCUCCACGCCUUUGGGGCCUAUUUCGAGAUGCUAGGUUCAAGAAAGCCAGGAUCACACUUCAGAGCCUUGUUGGAAAUCGUGUGGCGGUUCUCAGAAGGUUGGUUGCUGAUGAGAAUAUCUGGCAGGUCGUUGUUCUAAAAGAGGGCAGCGAGGAGCCAGAUUUUGUGGCCGCCUACAUUGUGGUCUAUGUUGACGACAUCUUGUAUCUCGGAGAGCCAAGCACGAUUUCAGAUGUUCAUGCGUGGUUGAGCGCUGAGUGGACCUCCAGUCCUUUGACAUGGGCGUCUGAUGUGGAUGGUAUAAGGUUUCUCGGUUUGGAAAUCUAUAAGUCCAAAGUGGGAUAUAAGAUGUGCCAGUUUGGUUACUUGCGUGAGCUCCUACGUCAUCAUGAUCUAACGAAUGGCCCCGGUGCUAGAACUCCAUGUCCGAGAGAGUGGCUCAUCGGCGAGGGCGAAGUGGAGCAGGCUGUGUAUGAUGAAGUGAGCUUGAGAAAGGCCCAGCAGAUGACAGGUGAGCUGUUGUGGCUUAGUACGAAGUCGAGACCAGACCUCAUGCAUUCGGUUUCCAGCAUGAGCUCUCUUUGUUUGCGAGAUCCAAUCCUGGUUGAAAGAAUCGGGAAGCGGGUUCUUGCCUACUUGUUUGCUACUUCGCAGCUAUCUCUUAUGUUCUUCGGAAGCAGUGAUGAGCCGGAACACUCUGUUGUGGCCUACUCGGAUGCCUCUUUCAGCCCAUCAGGCGGAAGGUCUAUUGGCUGCUCUCUGAUCACCUACAAUGGCAAUGCAGUGGCUUGGCGCUCCGGGCGCCAGAGCCUGAUAGCACUGAGCACGGCAGAGAGCGAGUUGAUAGAAGCGGUUGCAGCGGUUCAGCUUCAGGCAGGAAUUUCAUCAUUGACGUCAGAGAUCAACGCUUCCGAGAUUCAUCUUCUGUUGCUUGUUGACAACAGUGCAGCUGUUGGCUUGUGCACCGAUGCACCAGGCACAUGGCGCACGAGACACUUGCGCGUCCGUGCAGAACAGAGCAGCGGCACCUUUGUCAGCUUUGCAACAGAGGCUGAUGACGAUGGGGAGUUGAAGAUGCAAAAGGACGAGCUCUCCGAGGAAAGGCCAUCCGGGCCGCAGACUGGUUGGUGCGUGGGCUAUGCGCUCUGCCAUCUCCCCUUUGCCCUGGUCCUUGUUGCGUGGUUCGCCUUCGGCUGCCUUGCAUGGUCCGAGUUGGUUGGAGAGCUUGGUGUGCGUCGCGUUGGCUGGAGAGUGGCAGGCACGAAGUUCGUGGUCUGUGUCUUCGAGGGGUUGGCGGCGCUGCUUUCCCUGCUGAAGAGCCAUGAUGCGAGCAGCAUUAUGGAGGCGGUAAAGGCCGUGAUCUGCGUCAGCCGAUACCGGCGGAAGAAGGAGGACAGCCAAGUGUCGGAAAAUGGAACGGCGAACCACGGUGAGGCCAAGACCGAAGAUGCGGAUGCCAACGGCGAAACGCCCGACGAGGAAAGAGACGACGACGCCGAGGCGCAAGAAGACGGGGAAGAGGAAGGGGAGGAGGCGGACGAAGAGGUGGGGGCUUUGAAGGAACGAGAGGCUGAAGAUCAGCCGGAGGAAGUGACCCAAGAGCCCGGCGAAGAGGUGGCUGGAGAAGGCGAGCAAGAGGGAGCCGAGGAGGAGGAGGCGUGCGAGAGCGACCCGGAUGCCAUGGAGGUGGCUGACGACGGGGACGAGGACGCUGUCCAGGCAUUGCCGGUCGGCAUCGCAGAUGCCAGCGGCCCGGUCGACGGAGAGGAGGAGGAAUGCCUCGAUGAAGAAGCCAUGGAGGAUGAUGGGGAUGUGUGCGACAUCCAGGAGAUCGAAGCGAUGUUCUUGGCGGAUCUGGAGGACGAUGAUGACGAUCAUGUGGCAGAGGUGGCCUCGGUCUCGGCCCCCGCCGGGGAGGGAGCAAAGGAAUCCUUCCUGGGCGAGGUGGAGAGUGACGUGGGGCCUGUGGCAGCAGCCGCUCGCACCCAGGUGCCUCCUUGGAACCAGCCUCUACCUGCAGAGGAGGCAGAAGCCGUGAGUAGUGAAUCCGACGAGGCCACGGAUGAGGAUGAAGAGGAGAUCAACUUGUCGCAGUAUGAGAUCUCCGAUGACGAUGAUGAGAACUUGGAGCCGCCCGUGGACAUCAGCGACGCGGAGUCAGAUCUGUUGGACUUCGACGACCUAGGCGAUGACGACUGGCAGGACGAUGAUGAUUGGAAGAACUACGAGGAUGAAAGUGAAGAUGACCAGGAAGAUCCGGGGCCCUUGAAGCACGGCUUUACCACCUGGCUCGCCUGUCUGGACGAGGAGCUACCGCUUCAGCUCGCUCGUCCGCAGGCUGCCAAAAGCCUGCGGGAGAGACUUCUCACGGAGCUGCGGGAGCAGGACGGAAAGGAGCGCUUGGAUCGACACCUCUCAGUGCAGUGGGAGCACUCUCUCGUGUUCGACGACUGCCCCCCGCUCCUUGGAUUCACGUCGUACCAGGAUGCUCUAUGUCUCCUCCGCUGCCCUGCGCUCAAGGACUUGAGAUUGGUACUGGCCUGGAGCGAAAAGCCUGAAGAGGCGGAUGGGGAGAAAGGACCGGAGCAGGCACCGGCUGCGACGCCGUCGCAGCCGAGAUGGAAGACCAUCCCGCCUAGGGAAGAUCGUAUGCCCAAGCAUAUCCCACCGCGGGAGCGGUCGAGGUCGAGAGACCGACAGUCUCUGGGCUAUUUCUCCCAGCCUCCAUACAGAGAAGCCGACGAUCGGAAAACAAAGGCUGACUAUAGGCACGUUCACACCGACCAGUGGUGGACGAAAGAGUUCCUGUCGAUUCCACAAGAGAAUCCGAAGGUCGCCUUUGACAGAGAAGGGGUGUUGGUGGUCUACAAGCCUGCCUUCUGGACUGUGACCACCUGCGCGGCCCGUGAUCGCGUGUCCACGCGCUAUGAAGCGCUCCAAGACUGGAUCCGCCACAACAUGGGAUACAGGUAUCCUUGGCUCUAUGCCAACGACAGGGCUGGUCUCAUCCAUCGACUGGAUGUUCAGACGAGUGGCCCAAUUGUCGUUGCCGGGAGUCCGCGCGCAUUCAGAUCACUUAAGGAGAGCCUCCAUCACCAUACCUUCUACAAGGAGUACAUCGCGCUGAUGCAUGGUGCACUGCCCAUACGGGAGUGCUGUGGCGUGAUGGACUACCCUCUGCUGACUACGCAGGAAAGAGGUGCAGUGGGCUGGCGCACCUGCGUGGAUCCACAGGGCGCGGAAGCCAUGACGCGCUAUGAGGCGAUUGCGGCGUACAAGUACUCCGAAGGCCAUGGGAAAACGCAGCGGUACACGUUAGUCCGCUUGCAGCUCAUCACGGGCAAGACUCAUCAGAUCAGGGUGCACUUGAUGGAGCUCGCCCGCCGAUUGAACUUGAAGACUCAUGGCAUCGUCGGGGACUACAAGUACCUGCCGCCACACAACUUGAAGCUUGAUAAGAGGAUCUGCCGCAGGGUAUUUCUCCACUGUUACCGGCUUCACUUUCCGAUGCCCGACGUCCACGAUCAGGACGCCAAGUGCAGAAUCCGCUGUCCGCUGCCUCCGGAGCUUCAGCAAGCUCUGAAGAUGGUCGACUUCGACAAGAGUCUCACAGCCGCAUACCGGAAACAGAACCAGAAAGGGUCCAUCAUGGAGAUCGACGACCUCAUGGACCAAAGGAAGAGCACCAAUAUUCCGGGCGUGACUGACUACACGGCUCCUUGGGCAUCCAAGCCGAGGCGGUUCUAG
Messenger RNA from Symbiodinium sp. CCMP2592, 9336 nucleotides. The record is from the annotation of a GenBank genome assembly. NCBI's taxonomy places the organism in Eukaryota, Dinophyceae, Suessiales, Symbiodiniaceae.